Molecule: messenger RNA, 1077 nt
Organism: Cladophialophora immunda
Lineage: Eukaryota; Fungi; Ascomycota; Eurotiomycetes; Chaetothyriales; Herpotrichiellaceae
Exons: 3
Coding region: 1-1077 (358 amino acids)
Source: RefSeq, a predicted model, not a curated record
AUGGCGGCAUCCACCUCUACUUCCCACAAUCUCUUUCCCGUCCCCUCGGGCGCCACAGCUACCGUCUCGAUCAUCGACACCACCUCGCGCAUCGGGCGCAUAGCCGUGUCGUAUCUGAUGGAACCACCGCUGUCAGGCUUCGAAACCAUGCCCGAGUUGCCGUCGUGGUCGUUCUUGGUCGAGUCCAGCACCACGGGCAAGAAGGCGCUCUUCGACCUGGGCGUGCCGCCCGACUGGAAGAAUUUCGCGCCGGCCGUGAGCGAGGCGCUGAGCACCAGAGGAUGGGAGAUUUCUGCCGAGAAGAAUACGAGUCAGAUCUUGGAGGAGAACGGCGUGGAUCUGAAGGGUGUCGGGAGCAUCGUCUGGAGUCACUGGCAUUGGGAUCACCUGGGUGAUCCGUCCACGUUCCCUCCCUCGACGGAAGUGGUGGUAGGUCCCGGCUUCAAGGAGGCUUUCAUGCCUGGUUAUCCUGGCAAGCCCGACUCUCCGGUGCGGGAGUCGGAUUUCAAGGGACGAGAACUCCGAGAAGUGACAUUCACCGAGCCCGGCACCCUCCAGAUUGGCGACUUUCGAGCCCAAGAUUUCUUCGGCGACGGAUCCUUUUACCUCCUCGACACGCCGGGUCACGCGGUCGGACACGUCUGCGGACUGGCGCGCACGACUCACGAGCCCGACACGUUCAUCUUCAUGGGCGGCGACCUGUGCCACCACGGCGGCGAGAUCCGGCCGUCCACGUACAUGCCCCUGCCGAAGCAGAUUCACGUGCACUCGGUGGCGAGGGCAAUGCACUCACCCUGCCCGGGAGCCGUGUUCGAGGCCGUCCAGCAGCAGCGCGGGAGGCCGCCGACCAAGCCCUUCUUCGACCCGGCCAUGGGCCUCUCGAUCCCGCAGGCGAUCGAGACGAUCGAGAAGGCGCAAAAGGCCGACGGGGACGACAACGUGCUGUUCAUCUACGCCCACGACGCCACGGCGAGGGGCGUGGCUGACCUGUACCCCCUCACUGCCAACGACUGGAAGAAGCGAGGGUGGCGCGAGAAGAUGUUCUGGGCGUUCCUCGCGGAUUUUGGGGUCGCGUAG